UUUCUUAUACUUAGGUACACAAAAACAAAACACAAAAAAAACAAAACAAAAACAAUAAAAACACCAUUAAAAUCCGGCGAAGUUAUACACAUAACUGACAACCAAGCACACCAACAGCAACAUGGACACCAACACGGAAGAUGCGAAUGCUAGAAGUAAUGAUUUGGAUGAAAAUUUGGCAAUGGAAGUUACUCCGAUUGAAGAUACACCGGCGGCAACACAACAAGAAACUACAAAUGAGAGUGUUGAGCCGGUAGAAGGCAUUGAAGAAGAAGCACCGGCGGAAAUGGUGACUUACAUGGAUAUCCCUAUGGAAGAAGAUGUAACACUAGAAAAGCCUAAACGUCGAUACCAUUUAAAGGAUGCACUGAAAUCUCGAUUCUCAGUUGGUUAUUCAGAAAAAAAAAAUAUAGUCCACAAGGUGCACAGCGAUUACGAGGACGAAGAGUUUGAAGAAGAUAGUCAAAACUAUAUCAGGUCUGAGAGUUCGGCCAUGGAAGAAGCACGGCAUACUAAGAUAUUUGACGAAAAUUAUAAUGAUAUUGUAGCCCAUGAUGCUUUAGAUGCAUUUGAAGAAACAGACUAUAGCAAUACUGAAACAACAGACUCAACGAACUCUCAUAAAGCAGUAGAUACGGUCGGUAUGAAAAAACAUUUCUUAACCAACUUUGAAGAGCUCCCUCAUUUAUCCGAAAUAUCUGAAGAGGAAGAAGAAAUUGGUAUAGAUUUUACAGUAUCAAAGCCGUCCAGCCCCAACCGAAACUCGGAACAGGUAGAUGAAGAUAAAGGUGCAUUUGUGGAUCCUUUGACUGGAGAUAUAUUGAGUGAUUCAACAGACUCCACUGCAGAAAUAUCAGACCACCAUUUCGAGGAAAUGGAAGAGGAAACUGAGGAGCAAGAUGAUUUCUUCGAGCCUGAAACCGAAUCCGUUCAUGCAAUGCCCAUUAUAGAAAAGGAGGACGACUUCAAUGUUUUUACUAAUUUUACACAAAGUCUUUUGGAAACAACCGAACAAAAGAAACACGUCAACCUUGAUUUAAAGUAUGAAUUCGAACUGUAUGAAAUAGCACACCAAACUGUAGAACAACUUAUAGAUCAAAUUGUUAAAAAGUCCGAAUCAGUUGCACCCCAAAAUCGUCUACGUAAAAAUCUAGAUAAAGUAAAGCUUAUAAAUGAACUAAGUCUGGUGGUAGAGCGCUAUAUUGUUGAAAAACAUAUCAAUAUUGCUAUUCUAUCAAAGAUAACUGACUACUUCAAGAGAAUUAAGUCCACCCGAACACUUAUGAAGCUGCCGCCCGAUAUAGAGCACACCGAAAAACUCAGAUACAUACAUGCAUUGCAACGAGUGGACCACGCAAAAAAAAUAGCAGCAGCUGCCAAGAAGAACAACGCCUACCUUAAUUCCGCUACUCUAAUGGAUCUACAAUAUGUUCAAAAUAUAGCCAUGUCCACUGAAGUCGAUCUUGAAGUAGCGAUGCGAAACGGCAUCUUAAGAAAAGACUCCGAUUUCUUGAAGCGUGUGCUUAAUCGUGAAUUCAAGCUGAUGGCCGAUAUGCGCAACGAGAUAAGUGAUACGCGAUUGGCUUUAAUCACAAGGAAGCACACGCUGGGACGUCUGGAUGAGCGCAUUGAACACUUUGAGCAAAUCACUGAAGAUCUCAGCAUGACCCAUUUUAUUAGCAUACAGAAUGAGGUUCAGGCCUUGGACAAAAAAAUCGAAGAGCGAAACGCUGAGUUGAAGAAACUGCACUCAAACUAUCAUAUGGAGUUACACUUUUUGGCACACAACAGAGAAAAGACCCUAUCAUUUGAAAACAAACUACAGCUACUAAGAGAAGAGUUGAAAGUGAAGAAAAAACGACAACACGACUUGCGUGACAUGCUCUUCAAAUUAAAAUUGGAACGGGGAGAUAUUCGAAGAAAAUGCAACGAGCUAACAUAUCAGGGCGGCCUACUGGCCAUGCCAACACUGAUGUUCGAUUACGAUGACACUGUGGAUAAAUUAAAGGUGAAGCAUGCUUCCGUGCAGAAACUUAGGGACACAUUCAAAGAUCUAUCCAAACGUGUUGGCACUGUGACAAUGACAAUAAACUGAACAUGGUUCAUUCAA
Messenger RNA from Scaptodrosophila lebanonensis, 2110 nucleotides. RefSeq lists its product as uncharacterized. Gene Ontology annotation, cellular component: axoneme; ciliary basal body. The transcript is spliced from 3 exons. NCBI's taxonomy places the organism in Eukaryota, Metazoa, Arthropoda, Insecta, Diptera, Drosophilidae. The coding region runs from base 122 to 2095 and encodes 657 amino acids. The record is from RefSeq and is a predicted model, not a curated record. Gene Ontology annotation, biological process: cilium assembly.